Molecule: messenger RNA, 1059 nt
Organism: Adineta ricciae
Lineage: Eukaryota; Metazoa; Rotifera; Eurotatoria; Adinetida; Adinetidae
Source: the annotation of a GenBank genome assembly
AUGGCAACUCCAUACACUUCUGAUAUUCAACAGAUAAAUUCUCCGAAAGAGUUCGAUGAAUACAUCCAUCAGCCAUCGAUCAUCAACAAAGUCUUGUUAGUUCAUGUUGAAUUAGAACAGAUUCCCGUUUGUAAAACUGUCAAUGAUGCUUUAUCAGCUAUCAAUCGCGAUCCUGAGUUUAUGCAACAGUUAGCCAUUUGUCGUUUAAAUGCUGAUCAUUUCUAUGAUUUACUCAAUACGCACAAUGUCAAUGCUGCGCCAACUGUUCUCUUCUAUAAUCGAGCGAAAGUGAUCGACCGUGUCGAUGGAUUCAAUCAAAGUGAUUUGCUGAAAAAGAUUAAAUUUCACGUGAAUUCUAUCGGUGUUGUUCAAACAACAGAAAUCAGAUCCGAUUUCGGCUCACCCAUGAUUCCAGUGGAAAAUAAAAUCAAACAAUUACUUGAUUCAUCACCGAUAAUUCUUUUCAUGAAAGGCACACCCGCAAGUCCACAGUGUGGUUUCAGUCGUCAAGCUUGUCAUUUACUCGACGAACAUAAAAUCAAAUACGACUAUUUCGACGUUCUUGCUGAUCAAAACGUCCGAGAACAGUUGAAGAGAUAUUCCAAUUGGAACACGUAUCCCCAAUUAUAUGUCGGAGGAGAAUUGAUCGGUGGAUUGGACAUAGUGAAGCAAAUGAUCGAAAAUGGCGAUUUUGAGUUGAAGUUAAAAGAACAAAAGCCACCUGUCUUAGAUGAAGAGACGAAAAAAUAUUUGGAAAGCUUAAUCAAUCAAGCGCCGUUGAUGCUCUUCAUCAAAGGAACACCUGAAGCGCCGCGAUGUGGUUUCACGAAAGAAUUACUCGCGCUUCUAUCGAGUGCGAAUGUAACCGGUUAUAAAACAUUCGAUAUUCUUCAAGAUGAAAAUGUCCGACAGAAAUUAAAAGAAUAUUCUUCAUGGCAAACCUACCCACAGAUUUAUGUCAAUGGUCAAUUCAUCGGAGGUUUAGAUGUUUUAAAGCAAAUGAAUGAAGAUGGAAUGUUAGUUGAUACAUUAACCAAAAGACAAGGUGUAGCAGUUUGA